This is a messenger RNA of Carya illinoinensis, 1836 nucleotides long. RefSeq lists its product as uncharacterized. The transcript has a single exon. The coding region runs from base 1 to 1836 and encodes 611 amino acids. The record is from RefSeq and is a predicted model, not a curated record. Lineage: Eukaryota; Viridiplantae; Streptophyta; Magnoliopsida; Fagales; Juglandaceae.
AUGGACCAUAUGUUAGAUGACAUUCGGGCAGGCACAUUUGCUGAUGUUCCCCAAGAUCAUCAUAAUCCAUUGCCAACUGGUGGAUCAAUACCAGAUCCCUCCGCAAGUUCAUCUUUUGAGCAGCUACUGGAGGAUGCCCGACGUCCACUUUUUGGAGGCUGUACAAAGUUCUCAAAACUUUCCUUCAUUGUUAAGUUGUUACACAUCAAGACACUCGGUGGCUGGUUAAUAAAGUCGUUUGAUAUGCUGCUUAACCUGUUGCGGUCUGCCUUUCCUGAUGCUGAAUUGCCACAUUCAUAUGAGGAGUCCCGGUCAUUGGAGCGGGGUCUGGGCAUGAAUUAUCACAAAAUUCAUGCAUGUCCCAAUGAUUGCAUCUUAUUCUGGAAGGGAAAUGCUGCUCUUAAUGAAUGUCCUAUCUGCAAAGCUUCAAGGUGGGUGCCUAAUACACACGGGGCUCGUCUUAUCCCUCAAAAAGUGUUGAGGCAUUUUCCUUUGAAGCCAAGAUUGCAACGUCUCUUCAUGUCCGCAAAUAUAGCACGUGAUAUGAGAUGGCAUAAAGAGCAACGACCAACUGAUGAGUCAUGUAUGAGACAUCCUACAGACGCAGAGUCCUGGAAGAGAUUUGAUGACGACCAUAGUUGGUUCGCACAGGAUGCUCGCAAUGUAAGACUUGGUUUGGCAAGUGACGGUUUCAAUCCUUUCAACAAUAUGGCUAAACCGUAUAGCAUUUGGCCAGUAAUAUUGGUUCCGUAUAACUUGCCGCCGUGGUUGUGCGUGAAGGACCAAUUCUUCAUGACAUCUCUCAUUAUUCCUGGGCCAAGAUCUGCAGGUAAUGACAUUGAUGUGUUUUUGCAACCGUUAGUCGAUGAACUGCUUGAAUUUUGGGAACAUGGGGUACCUACGUAUGAUGCCUCCACAAAGGAAACGUUCAUGUUGCACGCUGCUUUAAUGUGGACUAUCAAUGACUUUCCAGCAUAUGGAAUUCUUUCUGGGUGGUCAACAAAAGGAAAAUUGGCUUGUCCAUCUUGUAAUGACGGCACAGAAUCACAGUGGUUGAAGUAUGGUCGAAAACAUUGUUACAUGGGACAUCGUCGUUUCUUGCCUCCCGAGCACAUGUGGCGAACGAGAAAACAUUUGUUUAAUGGUAAAGAAGAUCAUCGACCACCACCAAGGAAAUUAGACGGAUCUGAUGUUUUAUCUCAGCUGCUGAUGCUUGGGGAUGUGCAAUUUGGUAAAUCUCAUCGAAAGAGAAAACGCACUAUUGAAGAGUUGAACUGGACAAAAUCUAGCAUUUUCUUCAAGCUACCAUAUUGGGUAACCCUGCGUCUUCGACAUAAUUUAAAUGUCAUGCAUAUUGAAAAGAAUGUUUUCGAUAACAUAUUGUGCACUUUAAUGAACAUGCCUGGUAAAAGUAAAGAUAAUAUCAAUUCUCGACGUGACUUGGAGAUUUUUGGAUUCAGAAAAGAAUUACAUUUGAAGUAUGAAGGUGAACGUGUUACAAUGCCACAUACAUCGUAUACAUUACACGGUGACGAAAGGAAGCAAUUUUGUUCAUGGCUGGCCGAUGUAAAAUUUCCAGAUGGCUUCGCUUCGAAUAUUUCGCAUUGUGUUUCUGUACGAGAUUGUAGAAUCUCAGGGUUGAAAAGCCAUGACUGUCAUGUUUUCAUGCAAAGACUACUUUCUAUUGCUGUUGGGGGGUUUUUACGGAGGGAUAUUGCAUUGGCCUUGACUGAAUUGUGCUCCUUCUUCAAGGGGUUGUGUGCCCGAACCUUGGUGUGGACCAAAUAUCUCAGUUCCAAACUGAUAUUGCUACAAUUUUAUGCAAAUUGGAGAUGA